AUGGGUUCCAGUAACUACCGCGGAGGAUCCCAGAGGUUGAAAGACUUGGCGCAACAGCUUAGUAUCUACAAGCCUCUUCGCCCUCUAAACGACACCAAAAACAAGAAUCCCAAUGAAGAGCCAACAAUUCGAGACACAUCAGAUAAGUUGUUUCCCGAAGAAUUCGAUUCGAACACCGAAUCUGCGACAAACCCAAUUGCGAACCAAUCUGAAAGAUUGAGAUCCAACAGAGCCGCAGUUCUGAUCUGCAUCUUCGAAGGCGAAAAUGGUGAUCUUCGUGUAAUUCUCACCAAGCGAUCUUCAACACUUUCGUCUCACUCUGGAGAUGUUUCGUUGCCUGGUGGGAAGACAGAGAAAGGCGAUGUUGAUGACAUUGAGACGGCGUUGAGGGAAGCUAAGGAGGAGAUAGGGUUGGACCCUUCACUUGUCAAUGUUGUUACUGUUCUUCAACCCUUUAUAACCAAGCGUGGUAUGACGGUAGUUCCUGUGAUGGGCAUACUUUAUGAUAAGCAAGCAUUCAAACCUGUUCCAAAUGCUGCAGAAGUGGAAGCCAUUUUCGAAGCUCCAUUAGAAAUGUUUCUCAAGGAUGAAAAUCGAAGAGCAGAAGAGAGAGAAUGGCUGGGGGACAAGUAUCUGCUCCAUUUCUUCGAUUAUGAAGCAGAGAAUAAGAAGUAUGUCAUAUGGGCCUUAACUGCUGGAAUUUUAAUCCAGGCUGCAUCAAUAGUGUACCAGCGGUCACCAGAAUUUCAAGAGCAGAAGCCUAAAUUUUGGAACAGAAGUGGCCUCUGAUCAUCCUGAAGCCACGAAUCCAGAGGCCGAUUCUAAUCACCUAUGCAACAUGAUUCUAAUCAGCAUCAACUGGAGGUUUUUUCGGGCAGAAUACCUAAAUAUUGAAAUAUUUCAGCCAUUUGAUUGGUGUUAGGAUCAGAAGAUGUUAGUGAAAUCAAAUUGGAAUCUUUACAAACAUGACCAAUGCAAACACUGUUGAACAUUCUACCUGCUAGUAAAGCUUGUUAUGAAACUGGAUGCAACUCUGCCCAGAGCAAGAACACUGUUUUUCACCUCUUAAAAG
Ilex paraguariensis (yerba mate) is the source of this 1072-nucleotide messenger RNA. The record is from the annotation of a GenBank genome assembly. NCBI's taxonomy places the organism in Eukaryota, Viridiplantae, Streptophyta, Magnoliopsida, Aquifoliales, Aquifoliaceae.